UGCCAUUUGUAUAAUUUUAGUUCUUUCCAAUUAUCAGAUUCUUCCUAAGGAAUCAUUUUCCCAUUUGUUUUUCUGGAAUUAUAGAGAGAAAGAGAAAGUCUCUUUAUAAUCCCGGUUCGUUCUUCUUUCUUUAAUUACGAGAAACCUAGGUUUUUUUUUUUUGUUCUGUUUCGUGUGUGGGGUUCCGGGAGCUGCGUUUGAUGAUAAUGUUGGACAUCAUCUCAAACCAGCUCCGUCUCUGAAUCCAUUUUUGUUAUAUUAAUUACGUUCAAGAUCAUCAUCAUCAUCAUCACGAGUUUAUAAAGGAAAAUGAGGUGUUUCUCUUGUCUCAACACGCAAACUAAUGACAUGAGAAUCAACAUUGAUACCCUCUCCGACCUAACCGAUUAUUCCUCAGUUGCCACAAGAAACGAUCCAAGAGGGACAGGGUCAAAAUCUGGCAUUUUAGUUAAUGGGAAAGUGAAUAGCCCUAAACCGGGAGGUGGCGCUCGGAGUUUCACGUUCAAGGAGUUAGCCGCCGCCACCAAGAAUUUCCGGGAGGUGAAUAUGAUUGGAAAAGGAGGCUUUGGGAGCGUCUACAAGGGACGUUUAGAUUCAGGACAAGUGGUGGCGAUCAAGCAAUUAAAUCCAGAUGGGCAUCAAGGAAAUCAAGAAUUCAUAGUUGAGGUCUGCAUGCUUAGCGUCUUUCAUCAUCCAAAUCUUGUAACUCUAAUCGGUUACUGCACUUCUGGUGCUCAGAGACUUUUGGUUUAUGAAUACAUGCCAAUGGGUAGCUUAGAAGAUCAUCUUUAUGAUCUUGAGCCUGAUCAGAUUCCGCUAAGCUGGUAUACCCGAAUGAAAAUCGCGGUUGGUGCUGCUCGUGGGAUUGAGUAUCUUCAUUGUAAAAUAAGCCCAUCUGUGAUUUACCGUGAUUUGAAAUCCGCAAACAUUUUGUUAGAUAAAGAAUUUAGCGUCAAACUCUCUGACUUUGGACUCGCCAAGGUCGGUCCUGUGGGGAACCGGACACAUGUGUCCACUCGAGUCAUGGGUACUUACGGAUACUGUGCUCCAGAAUAUGCAAUGAGCGGAAGAUUAACCAUUAAGUCGGAUAUCUAUAGCUUCGGUGUAGUGUUGCUUGAACUGAUUUCUGGCAGGAAGGCCAUUGAUUUGAGUAAACCAAACGGAGAGCAGUACCUUGUUGCUUGGGCUCGACCGUAUCUCAAGGAUCCUAAGAAAUUUGGACUUCUAGUUGACCCGUUGCUACGGGGAAAGUUCUCGAAGAGGUGUCUUAACUACGCGAUUGCUAUAACCGAGAUGUGCCUAAAUGACGAAGCGAAUCACCGGCCAAAAAUAGGAGAUGUGGUGGUGGCAUUUGAGUACAUAGCCUCUCAGAGCAAAUCUUAUGAAGAUCGAAGAGCGGCUCGCAAGUCUACGGACUCUAACCGGUUAAGAGGGGAAACAAAACAGAGUUACUAAAUUGUAUUUCAUAAGUGAAACCUCUGCUAGUAUCAGAAGGUUCCUGAUAAGGCCGCAUAAAUAAUGUUUUGUGCUUUUUUUCUGGGUGUUUUUGUUUAGUCAGCCUUUUAAGAAUGGGAUUUGGUCGGAUAAAGAGAGUUUUUUUGGCUCGAAGUAUAUGUUGCUUUGUAAAAAACUAAAAACUAAAAAUGAACUCUUAAGUUCAUAUAUAUAUAUAUAGGUACAUACGAUGUUA
This is a messenger RNA of Arabidopsis lyrata subsp. lyrata, 1690 nucleotides long. RefSeq names its product probable serine/threonine-protein kinase PBL22. The coding region runs from base 310 to 1455 and encodes 381 amino acids. The record is from RefSeq and is a predicted model, not a curated record. Gene Ontology annotation, biological process: protein phosphorylation. Lineage: Eukaryota; Viridiplantae; Streptophyta; Magnoliopsida; Brassicales; Brassicaceae. Gene Ontology annotation, molecular function: protein kinase activity; ATP binding. The transcript has 6 exons.